AUGUCUACCUUUUCUUUAAAUAAAAGUAUUUUUGAAGAUACUCAUACAGAUAAUAUUCAAUUACAAACUAAUCUUUCAAUUAAAAAUAAUUCAAAAAAAUCUAAGCUUACUACAGAAUAUAAUUUUAAAGAAAAAACUAUUUGUUUAAAUGCUUUUAAAACAAUUUAUAAAAUUGGUGAUACAAGACAGAAAAAUUUACAAAAACAUUUUAUUGAACAUAACAUUAAUUUAUAUAUUGAUUCAAAAACUGAAAAAGUUAAAAAUAGAGCAAUAUCUUUUAAAAAUGUUAUAAAAAUUAUUACUUUUAUAAAUAAUUAUGCUAAACAAAAUGGUCUACCAUCUCCAGCUAAUAUUACUUAUUCUUCUUUACAUAUUCAAUAUUUAGAAGCAAUUAAAACUAAUAAUCAAUUUGAAGUUGGAAUAACAACAUUUUGUUUAAUUUAA
Messenger RNA from Cetraspora pellucida, 444 nucleotides. Lineage: Eukaryota; Fungi; Glomeromycota; Glomeromycetes; Diversisporales; Gigasporaceae. The record is from the annotation of a GenBank genome assembly.